GAAACUUAAUCACAUGCUCCUGUCUGUUUCCCUUUUUACAUCAGCAUGGCUCUCCAGACGUGCAGGUUGCCCCUGUGCACAUUCAGCAUAGUUUUCCUGUUUUCUGUUUUUGCUGUUGGAGAGGCAAAGUAUGGUGGCUUCAGGAGGUUCAAUCAGGAGCCGGACACCAGACUGGGAGAUGUGUCAGAGGAGCAGUGGUUCAUUCAGAAACUGGAUCACUACAAUGGUGCUGACAGCAGAGAGUGGAAGCAAAGGUUCUUUGUAAAUGACUCUUUCUACAUGCCGGGUGGUCCAGUGUUUUUGAUGAUUGGAGGAGAAGGCCCGGCCAACCCAGCCUGGAUGCAGACUGGUUCCUGGCUGACCUAUGCCAAGAAACUUGGAGCCCUGUGCCUGAUGCUGGAGCAUCGCUUCUACGGGAAGAGCCACCCGACAGAUGACCUCAGCACGGACAACCUGCGUUAUCUCAGCAGCCGCCAGGCGCUGGCUGACCUGGCACACUUCCGCACCGUGAUGGCAGAGAACAGAGGGCUGGCAGACAGCAAGUGGGUGGCUUUUGGCGGGUCGUACCCAGGUUCUCUCGCUGCCUGGUUCAGGCUGAAGUUUCCUCACCUGGUGUAUGCUUCUGUGGCCACGAGUGCACCUCUUCAGGCUACUGUCAACUUCCCAGAGUACUUGGAGGUUGUGUGGCGUUCGCUGGCCUCAGAGAACGCAGAAUGCCCCCUACUGGUGAAGAAAGCCUCUGAUACUCUAGUGGAGCUCCUGAAGGACCCGAAGACUUAUGACAACAUCACCAAGGACUUCAACCUGUGCUCCAAACUGCAGAUCCAGACACAGAGGGACUCGGCCUACUUCCUGGAAACGCUGGCGGGCAACUUCAUGGAUGUGGUCCAGUAUAACGGAGACAACAGGGCGUUUGAGGGCGUGGUGGGUACCAACAUCACCAUCAAGGUGCUGUGCGGCAUAAUGACCGACUCCUCCCUUGGGGACCCUUACGCCCGCUACGCCGCCGUGGCUCGCCUCAUGAUGGACACCUUCUCUAUGAAAUGUCUGGAUGCCAGCUUCAACAACUACCUCAGAGACAUGACUAACACAUCCUGGAAUGGGACGGCUGCAGGGGGAGGGAGACAGUGGGUCUACCAGACCUGCACUGAAUUUGGAUUUUAUCAGAGCACAGAUUCACCAAACCAGCCAUUCACUGGCUUUCCGCUUGUGUUCCACGUCAGACAGUGUGAAGAUUUCUACAAUGUCAGUGCUGAGCAAGUGGCCCAGGCGGUGGCUCAGACCAACGAGUAUUACGGCGGCUACAACAUCCGCUCCACUAGAAUAGUCUUUCCUAACGGGUCCAUUGACCCCUGGCACGCUUUAGGAAUCACCCAGGACAUCAGUCCUGACCUCCCUGCUGUCUUCAUCAAAGGAACAGCCCACUGUGCCAACAUGUACCCUGCCCGGGACGAUGAUCUCCCCCAGCUAGCUCUGGCCCGUGAACACGUCUUCUACCUUCUCCAGCAGUGGGUGAAGGGAUAACCGACAGCUGAAUGGGCCAAUCAGUGCAUUUCAAAGCAAACUAAUUUCUUUUGUCCUGACCGCUGACGCUGGAAUGAGACUGCUUUUUUCCUGCCACAUGUUUCAAUUUCUCAAAAAGGCACUUUGCACAAGAAUCAGUGGGUCUGAAGAUCAGGUAUCUUAAACAAGUGAGGCAAUUUUAACUGACGAAUAAAGUUGUUUUUUUUAUGA
Messenger RNA from Notolabrus celidotus (New Zealand spotty), 1734 nucleotides. It is a transcript of the gene prss59, whose product is annotated as serine protease 16. Bases 46 to 1524 code for a protein of 492 amino acids. Gene Ontology annotation, biological process: proteolysis. The record is from RefSeq and is a predicted model, not a curated record. Lineage: Eukaryota; Metazoa; Chordata; Actinopteri; Labriformes; Labridae. Gene Ontology annotation, molecular function: serine-type exopeptidase activity; dipeptidyl-peptidase activity. The transcript is spliced from 9 exons.